AUGGUCACAGUUGAGAUUCCUAAGCAGGCCAAAGCUGCCGUCUAUGAUAACCCUGGAAAUGUAUCAACUCAAGUUACUAUGGUCGAUGUGCCAGAGCCAGGAACAGGAGAAGUUCUGAUCAAUUUAACUCAUUCCGGUGUCUGCCAUUCUGACCUGGGCAUCAUGACAAAUACCUGGAAGGCCCUUCCGUACCCUACCCCAGCAGGCCAGGUAGGCGGACACGAAGGGGUAGGCAAAGUCGUCAAACUUGGGCCUGGCGCAGAAAAUAAGGGAAUCAAAAUCGGCGACCGUGUCGGCAUUAAAUGGGUUGCUUCUACUUGUGGAACCUGCCUUGCUUGCUACGAAGGUGCCGAUGCAUGUUGCCCUAACAAUAAAGUCUCUGGAUAUUACAACCCGGGAACAUUCCAGCAGUACGCUCUUGGGCCAGCCCACUACGUCACCCCCAUCCCUGACUCUCUCCCCUCAGACGCAGCUGCUCCCAUGCUGUGCGCAGGCGUCACUGUCUAUUCCGCCCUCAAACGCAGCCGUGCUAGACCUGGCAACUGGGUCGUAGUGUCCGGUGCAGGGGGCGGUCUAGGCCACAUCGCUGUGCAGCUGGGUGCCCGCGGCCUGGGAUUUCGCAUGAUUGGUAUUGACCAUGGAAGCAAAAAGGAUCUAGUGUUAGAGUCAGGGGCGGAGCAUUUCUUGGACAUCACAGAGUUCCCAUCUGAUGAUGGCGGAAAGGCGAUUGGGGAGAAAAUUGCGUCGUUGACGGGAGGGAUGGGUGCUCAUGCAGCUAUUGUUUGCACAGCCUCCAAUGCUGCAUAUGCACAGGCGGUGAAGUUCCUCCGUGCCAACGGGGUCUUAGUCUGUGUAGGCCUCCCAGAGCAUGACCCGGUGCCAAUUGCCACUGCUUUCCCCGCGGCUCUUAUUUUCAAGCAGCUCAGCAUUGUGGGGUCUGCUGUGGGAAAUAGACAGGAGGCGAUUGAAACCAUGGAUUUUGCGGCAAGAGGGAUUAUCAAAACGCACUUUAGGGUAGAGAAGAUGGAAAAGUUGACGGAAGUAUUUGAGGAGAUGGAAAAAGGCCAAUUGCAGGGGAGGGUGGUUCUGGAUCUAUCAUAA
Molecule: messenger RNA, 1101 nt
Organism: Ophidiomyces ophidiicola
Lineage: Eukaryota; Fungi; Ascomycota; Eurotiomycetes; Onygenales; Onygenaceae
Exons: 4
Coding region: 1-1101 (366 amino acids)
Molecular function (GO): oxidoreductase activity; zinc ion binding
Source: RefSeq, a predicted model, not a curated record